UGCACACAUUUUUCAUUUUCAGCUAAACAUCAACUAAAGAUGAGUAACAGCAUAAAAACCGAGCUGCGUAACGCCAUUAUGAAGCUAAAAACUUUAGAUAAGAUUACUUGCGCAUCUGAUAUUAAUGAAGUACAAAUUAUUAUAAGACAACUAUAUCUUAAGAAUUUGCUCCCAGGCUUUGCGACAGCAGCACAAAUUAUUGGAGUUGAUCACUACAUAUUCGAUUGGACAGAUAUAGCAAAGAAUGAAUACAACGAUCUUUUAACAGUUUUGAUAAGUCUUUUUAACCAAGUAUGGCCAAAAUCAGGAGAGGAAAUAGUUGUAUUUAAUUUAUUUAAAAUUGAUCAUUCUUUUGCUUUUAUCUACGAAACAAUUUAUGUUUUAAACCAGGAACUAAAUAGGAAACCCAUUGAAGUAACAGAAGUAAUUACUGAGCUCUUAAAUGAUGACAACUUUUUGUGUAUAAGUUUCCUGCAUAUAUGCAGAGAGAAAGCAGCACUAAUCAAGCAACACGAAAGAACCAUAAAAUAUUUACCAGAGAUCAGUAUUGAAAAGUUGGAUGGAACCAUUGCUGAAUACCUACAAACUAUUAUUGCCCUCCCCAAUUGUGUGGCAAAUAAAUUUGAGAGUAAAAUACCAUAUAUUUUUAUACCUAAAAAUUAUGCUCAUCUCUUAUUAAAACAUUUCUUAAAAGCUCUUAACUUCAUAAGCAAAUGUGAAGACACUCAAAUUUUUAAUCUUGAGUUUUUAUCGCAAUUGUUGACACGCAUUGUGAUCAAUUUCUAUAAUGUCGCAGAUAGAGACAAAAAUUUUAUAAAUUUUUUGCAUAUAUUAAAUGAAUUAGCCAAAACCCAUCAACAUACUCACAAUAUUUUACAAACAAUUUUCUUGAAAGUAUCUGGAAAUGCAGCACACACUUUGGCACUGAUAAUGCUUAAAUCAAAUAUAAAUAUAUAUCUGCUGCUUGGAGAUGCAGUGCAGCAGUCAGAAACAUGGAAUCUAUGCUUUUUAUAUAAAUUAACAACACAACGUGCGCCUGAAAAGAAUGAGGAACUUGAAGCAUUGGUAGAGUAUUUAGCCAUAGUUAACAAAGCAGAAUUACUACCUAAACUACUGCAACAACUUACCGGUGCUUGGUGCAGAAGAUACGCAUUGCAGCAACUAACCAAUAUGGAACAUAUAAUAAUGUCAAAGUUACUAAUUUUGACUGCAAAACAUUUAUAUGCCACGAGGAAAAACGAUGAUAUCAAGGACAGUAAUUUAUUUAAUUUUAAAAAAAGUUUAUUUACUGGUCUGAAAAAUCAUUUAGAAAGUCCAGACAAUCUAAAACGUAUGAUUGGUAUGAAAACGGUUGAAAUAGUUUUUAAUUAUGCUGAAACCGAUGAGAAAUCAGAGGAAGAACGUCUUCAUUUUGACUAUGAAAAAUAUGACACAACAUCCAAAGGUCAGAUCUUAACAGAAUUAGAUGAAAUUGGUGAAGUCAAAGAAUAUAAACUUAAAAGUGAAAAAGCCUUUGAGGUUGAUAUGCAAUGUCUAGAAACUCUACUAGAAGAUUUCAUGUCUGCUGAAGAUGGUAAAGAAACUGUUCCAGUAACUUUAACUAAUCAAAAUACAGAAAUCAUCGAAGAAAUUAAACGCGAAGAAGAAACUGCAAAUAUUUCUACUACUAACAAAGUUGAAACUGUAAAGAUGGAGUUAGAUUCUGAUGAUGAUGAUUUCCCUGCAUACGACAUGUCCAAUGAUAUACCACAAAUAAUGGAAAAACGUCCAAAAUUUGUACUUGAUCUUUUGCAUACUUUGAGUACGAAAUGCGAUAGUUAUGAUAUAUUCGAAACGGCUUUGUCUUCUGCUGAACAAAUGAUACGCACACAAUUGCCACAGCAUGACCCAAAACUGGCUGUAGAUUUAAUGAAAAUAUUUUUACAUUUGGAUAUGGAGUAUUAUUAUGAAAAUUUCGAAAGAACAAAGUACAAUUGUGUAUUAGCAAUAUGUGUGAUACAACCGGAACUAUGUGCUAAAUACAUCUGCGGUGAAUUUCAUACCGAUAAUUCCUGUUAUAAUGCUAACUUGCGUAUAUUCAUGUUAGAAGUAUUGACUGGUGCAGUUAAAGAGCUUUCGGGCGCUACCCUAAAGGAAGAAGAUAGUGACGAUGAAUUAAUGUAUGCACAAAAGAAACGUUAUGUAGAAGUUAAUCAUGUAAGGAAAUUUAAUUUUAAAGAUGAAAAUAAGACACGACUUGCUGAAGCAGAACGUAUUAUACAAGAACGUCUAAAGGAUAAAACUAGACGAUUUAUUAGUAAAACUACAUUUGAAAAAAAUCAAGCUAAACCAAAUCCAUUCCAUGCUGUCGCAGGUACAUUCUUUUUUUCACUUGUCCGUGGCCAGCGCACACAACAGAUGAUAUAUUCCAAAACAGAUCGCAUUGCUCAUGAUAUUGAUAUAAUGUUAUUGGUAUAUUUUAUGCGUACUGUUGCUGUUAUUGUAAUGGGUGCACAGAAUUGUCCAAUAAUACCAAUAAUCACACGUGAAGUAUUCGAUUUAUGCACUUUUAUACGUUUUAGUGCAGAGCCACGGGUGCGCUUAGCAGUUAUGGAACUAAUUGGUAUUACACUUGUCACUACACCACGUUUUAUUCUGGUGGAGCAGUUCACUGAGCAAAUCUUGGAAAUAGAAAACUGGCUGCGAGACAUUAUAAAAUCACCUUAUGUUGGAGGAGAAUCAUCCGAUGAGUGUAGGACACUUGCCACGCAGAUUUUACAAAAACUUUAUGCAGCGCGAAAUGAAGAAGCAUCACAAUUAAUGUAAAAUUAAAUAUGAAGCAAUUUUUAAGUUUAUAUAUAAU
Messenger RNA from Teleopsis dalmanni, 2842 nucleotides. RefSeq names its product telomere length regulation protein TEL2 homolog. Gene Ontology annotation, molecular function: telomeric repeat DNA binding; Hsp90 protein binding. Bases 40 to 2805 code for a protein of 921 amino acids. Gene Ontology annotation, biological process: protein stabilization; telomere maintenance via telomerase. Gene Ontology annotation, cellular component: cytosol. The transcript has a single exon. The record is from RefSeq and is a predicted model, not a curated record. Lineage: Eukaryota; Metazoa; Arthropoda; Insecta; Diptera; Diopsidae.